This is a messenger RNA of Pelobates fuscus (common spadefoot toad), 2924 nucleotides long. It is a transcript of the gene LAPTM4B, whose product is annotated as lysosomal protein transmembrane 4 beta. Gene Ontology annotation, cellular component: lysosomal membrane. NCBI's taxonomy places the organism in Eukaryota, Metazoa, Chordata, Amphibia, Anura, Pelobatidae. The record is from RefSeq and is a predicted model, not a curated record. The coding region runs from base 306 to 983 and encodes 225 amino acids. The transcript is spliced from 7 exons.
GUAUACAGCUUAUUGUGCUCACUUCUUAUCUCCUGAUAAUCUCAUGUAAUGUACUCAGUGGUAGCCUUAGUGUUGUGUAGAGAAAUGCAGCAGUUAUGACUGCUGAUACUGUCUCUCUAUUGUAUACUUGACUAUUCUCUUAUAACGUUACAAAAUAUCCUACUGGGAUUUUAUUUUUUUUCUUAUGCAUUAUUAGAACCUGCACCGCUGCUCCACGGAAGAUACAAUCCAAAGGCAUUUCAAUUACGGCUCCGAUCAAGAUUAAAAUUCUUAUCACAGAGUUAAUUUAGCAGAAAUUCAAAGACAUGAAGAUGCAUUCACCAUGGGCUCGAUUUUACUCAAACAGCUGUUGUCUGUGCUGUCAUGUCCGCACUGGGACAAUUAUCCUUGGCGUUUGGUGCUUGGUAAUAAACUCGUUAGUCCUUCUUAUAUUAUUGAGCGCCCUGGCUAACCCAGAUCUGUACCAUCUCUCGAACGCUGAGCUGAAAAAUGAGCUGGACUUCAUGGACGAUGCCAAUAUGUGCAUCGCUACUUCAAUUUCUCUCCUAAUGAUCCUCAUUUGUGCAAUGGCAACAUAUGGCGCUUACAAGCAACAUGCAGCCUGGAUCAUCCCGUUUUUCUGCUAUCAAAUAUUCGAUUUUGCCCUUAACUCCCUGGUAGCUAUCAGUGUGCUGGUUUAUCCCAACACAAUCCAAGACUACCUCCGACAAAUGCCGUCCAAUUUCCCUUACAAAGAAGAGAUCAUGUCGUUGAAUCCAACAUGUCUUGUUGUGAUGAUACUUUUCUUCAUUAGUGUCAUCCUGGCUUUUAAGGCUUACCUGAUUAGCUGCGUGUGGAACUGCUAUCGUUACAUCAACAACAGAAACUCUUCAGAUGUGCUGGUCUAUGUAACUACUAACGAUACUGCAGUUCUGUUACCUCAUUACGAAGACAGUGCAAGUGCUGCCGCUAAAGAACCUCCACCACCUUACGUCUCAGCUUAAAGAAGAAAGUCAUACUCCUUAAUAGCAACGAGUCUUCAAACAGCAGCUUUGUACAUGACCCUGGGAAAAUACUACAUUUCAUUUGUUAUACCUUACUGAAGCAGCAGCACUACCAAAUAUCUUGUCAAUGAAUACAUUAUAACUUGCAUUAAUCUUCACUGAUGGUCUGGGCAACUCAAUCCAACAAUGUGUGAUUAUAUCGCCAAGCUUGGGCAAGCUGCGUUUCUUCAACUGCUUGAUUACAACUCCCAUCAUCCGUAGUCAGCACUUUUUGGCUUAGGAUAGUGGGAGGGAUUGUGGCCCAGCCGAAGAUAGAGAAACGGGGCUUGCACGUCCCUGGUAUGAUAGGGUUUCUACAAAAAGAAGUCUGGGGCACAAGUCCAAAAAUGAAUCAAUCAGCAGGAAAAUUGGUUCCCAGGGUGAUUGCUUCACGUUUAGAGUUUAGCCCCAGAUUGCCCUUUUUACAUAACCUACACAUUGAUUAGAGUUGCUAUUCAAUAGGGUUAUUUACAAAACUGAGAUUGUUAGGAAUUGACCAGGGAAUUGCAAAUCAUGGUCUAAGAUAGCCAGGCUGGAAAAAAAAUAAAUUGGAGAUUUUUCUUUCAGAUUGGAUAUUUAGACUUACAAUUUGCAACUCUAGGACCAAAUCCUGGGUUUGGAAUUAACCCUAUAUGUGUGUUAGUGCAGUUCACCCAAUGAAUCUUGCUUGACUUCACCUUAUUGUAUUUGCUAAGUGUUUGUGCCAUCUUAUAAUACCUGCUAGCAAUAAUAUCUAAGACCAGCUAUUAACGGCUACCAUCGCUUUUGUAACAGGAGAAUGCAGUAUUGAAUUUCUAUGCAUAUUGUACAGUAACUAGAUAUAAAAACUUUCCAUUUUACUACCAUCCUUGGUGUUAUGUGUUUAUGUUCCUUUUAAGUAUUCUUUCUAAAUAUUAGAUCCUGAAUUAUACAUAGCUGUAGCAAAGUAUUUACUAUUUGAUAAGAUCUGCAAAAUGUGCUAACUGCAUGCAUCAAAAUGAACAUACAAAAUAUAUUACCGUAUAUGUAACCGUAAUUACGCAGACAUAUAUAAGAUAAUAAUAUAUAUGUGACAUAUAAAUCGAAAAUGAUGUGCAUUUUAAAAUAUCAACAAUUGAUUACGUUUACUUAGUGCUCGGCCAAAGUAAAUAGAAUAAAUUACAUAAAUAUAGUCAUUGAAUAUAAACAUAUAUACCCAGCCUUGUUAUACCUGCUACAGUGAAACAAUUUGUAAAAGAAUGAAGAGUUAUUCAGUAAAGUGAGAAUUCAAAGUGAGCCAGCCUGUUGGUUAUUGGUGCUUUAGGUUAUCAGAAAUUACAGAUUUUCAGCAUAUCACUCACUAAAAUUAAUGAAUUGAAGCACUGUGGUAAAAUAUUUAGACUAAUAAUGUCAGCCAUUUUUGCUAUCUGUAUAUUAUUAGCGGUAACAUACAAUCUGAUCAUAAAAUGGUUUAGCUUGGGACCACAUUGUGUAUUUUACUAAGCCAAGCGUUGUGGGUAAUUGAUCAGGGAAUUGCAAAUUUUAGAUGGAAAAAUACAGUUAAAGAUUUUUUUUUUCAUAUGUCGUCAUUUUAGCGUAAAAUUAUAGAGACUCUAUAGGCACACAGACCCCUUAAUCUCAAUGAAGCUGUCUGGGUGCCAUUACUGUUUUGCAGUAAUGGCAAUAUUUUCAUUGUAGGGUUAAGCUUCCUCUAGUGGCUUUCAUACUGACGGUCACUAGAGGCGCUUCCAGUAAAACUCAACUAUGUCUAUCAGAUUGUCUCAGGGAGAUCAUCUGAUUGGCUAAACACAGUGCUUUAUGCAAAUGCACUUUAGUCUCCCAAUGCUUUCCUAUGGGAAUUAUUUGGAUUGGCUGACAUCACCGAUCUCGAUAAUCUCAGCCAAAGAGGUGGAGCUAAAGACCAAAGACCACCACUGCAGGGGG